Molecule: messenger RNA, 2625 nt
Organism: Closterium sp. NIES-65
Lineage: Eukaryota; Viridiplantae; Streptophyta; Zygnematophyceae; Desmidiales; Closteriaceae
Source: the annotation of a GenBank genome assembly
AUGGCUGCCAAGGAACGGAUGGCGACGUUCCGUUUGUCGCGGCACGGCCUACCGGUCGUCGCGUUGCUCCUCGUUGUCAUCGCGACGAUAUCGCCGCUCGCUGCCACUCGCCCCACCCCUACUCUUACGGAUACUCUUUCCAAUGAAGCUUCCACGAACUCGCGAUCAUCACAGGGUCGUCUCGGCAAUCCCAAGGCUAGCACCGAGGCCAGUCUCCUCAAUUCCGAUGUUGAUCCACGUUCUACGUCACCCCCAGUGGAGACAAAAUCGCUGGGCGGCGGAUCAGAUCUCCGCGCCUCCUCGUCGCGUCAAAUCGAAUCUCUCGCGACUGUUGGACUCGAGCUGGAGCUGAGUCAGCACCGACCAAUCAGAUCUCUCGCGCGGAGCCCCGUGGACGCGGAAGAGGCGGAAGAUGACGCGGAGAUCCCCGCGGAGAUUCCCCCCGGUAGGGUCGGGAAAGGCCCAGCCGACGCGGGGUUGGCGGAAGAAGCAGAGGGCGCGGCGGAAGCGGCGGAGAUUGCGGAAGAGGAGAUUGAUCCGCCCAGGAAAACGGUAAAUAAGAAGAAAAGCGGUGUGGGUGGUCCGGGCAGGGGGGGAGAAGACGAAUUGGGGGAGGAAGCGGAGGAGGAAGCUGGGGCGGAAGCGGAGGUUGGGGAGAAGAAGCGGAAGGGGGAUGUGACUGGGGAAGGGUCGACGAAAGGCGGGGUUACUGGGAAAGGGGCGGGAGUGGUGGGGGAAGAGGCGGAGGAGGGGGAGGAAGAAGCGGAAGCCGAGGGAGCGGCAGCAGGAAAAAAGACUACUCCGGGGAAAGCAGCAGCAGCAGCAGCAGCAGCAGGGGAAGUUGGUGUAGGGAAAACAGGGGCAGGGGGGGAAGGGGGAGCAGGAGGCGGGUUGAUAGGCAGUGGGGGGGAAAGCACGCGCAAGACAGCAGCAGAGCGAGACGCGGAGGUGAGGGCGGAGGCGGAAGGGGAGGGGGAAGGGGAGGGGCUGGCGCAGGGGCUGGGGAAGGGGAAGGGCAAAGGGGGAGGGGGUUUAGAGGCGGAAGGGGAAAAGAGGGCUGUAGGGGAGCCUAUAGAGCAAGCAGCAUCGGGGGAUGAAGGGGAUAAGUUUGAGGAGGGGGCAGGGGGGAUGACAGGAAAAGGUGCUGGGGCGAGAGGUGGGGGAUUCGCGGGGGAGAGAGGUGGGGAGGGUGCUGGGGGGUUGGGCGUGGAAGGGGGUGAGGAGGGAGGUGGGGAAGGGGGCGCGGAAGGGGGUGCGGAAGAGGAGGAGGGAGCAGCAACGGUGGAUGAGCAACCAUGGGCGGAGGGGCAGCCAAAGGGAAGGGCGGGCGAGGGGGAGGCGGAGGGGGCGGGGGGAGUGGUGGGGGGAGAGGGCGUGUUUGGUGGGGAAAAGGGUGGUGCCGGUGGUGCUGGUGCUGGCGCUGGUGCUGGUGGUGCUGGUGGUGCUGGUGGUGGUGGUGCGGGUGAUACUGGCAGUGGGAAGAGUGAUAGCAGCAGAAAGGGCGAUUUCUCUGGGGAAACCGACCAAGCCCCCUCGUCUGGUAACCCGGUUACCACACCCGAAACCACCACUCCCCCUAGCAGCAGUAGCAGCAGCACGAGUGCCACUAUCCUUCUGUCCAUCAAACGAGCCCUGAUCCAGCUCUUAAAGCCCUUGAUUAUCUCCACUAUGGCAACCAUCUACCCCUUUGUUGGUGUGGCAAACGCGGAAACUUUCGCGGUGUACCUCGUGCUAGGGGCAUUUACCCUGGCAAUCAUAGGUUCCCUGGUGGUAAUCAUCGCGUGCUACUGUUGCUGCAGGACCAGGCAUGGGGAAGGGCCGUUGUAUCAGAGCGUUGCUGGGGCGGAGGGGGAUACAGGGAGUGGGUUUGGAAGCAAGGUGGGGGGUGUGGGUGGGAGUAGGGGCUCGGAAGAACAGUGGGAUUGGGACGAGGAGGACGGGGAUGGGGAUGAUUGGGAGAGAGUGGGGAGGGAGAAGGGAGGAGGAGGGGGGGGAGUGGGGAGGGGUGCUAUGGAGGUAGAGGUUCGGUCACCUACUAGCAGUUCGUUAAAGCUGGGAGGAGGGUCUAAGUCGCCUUUUGGUGCUGCGGGUGGUGGCGGCGGCAGCAGUAGCAGCAGUGGCAAGCCGUUGUUUCUCAAACCGGCUGUCACCUCUGUUUCUCCUACUGCUGCUGUUCUUGCCUCCGCUCCUGUCGUUGCUCCUCUCGCUGCCGCUGCUCUUCCUGCUGCUGCUGCCUCUGUAAUUGGCGCUGGCAACGGUGUUACCAGCACGGUUACCAGCAUCAGCAGCACUGGUGUAACCAGCGCUGCCAGUGGCAGUGCCAUGAGCAAGAAACCGGUGCGGACAGGAUGGGUGGAUGAAGAGGAGGAGAAGGAGGAGGAGGAUAUUGGAUGGGGAGAGCUUGGGUCUUCUCUUGGGUUCGGGGGAAGCAGCACGGCUGGGAGCAAAAAAGGAGCAGCAGGAGCGAGAGGAGGAGGGAAGGCAGGUGGUGGGGGUGCUGGUAAGACAGCAGCAGCAGCAGCUAAGAAGAAGCAGACUACGAGUAAGCUAGUGGUUGCCAAGGGGAAGAGUGGCGGUGGGGAGGAUGAUGGUGAUGAUGAUGGUUGGAAUUUUGAUGAGAUGUAA